Molecule: messenger RNA, 4174 nt
Organism: Cyprinodon tularosa
Lineage: Eukaryota; Metazoa; Chordata; Actinopteri; Cyprinodontiformes; Cyprinodontidae
Product: breast cancer type 1 susceptibility protein-like
Exons: 21
Coding region: 98-4036 (1312 amino acids)
Biological process (GO): positive regulation of transcription by RNA polymerase II; dosage compensation by inactivation of X chromosome; chordate embryonic development
Cellular component (GO): BRCA1-BARD1 complex; BRCA1-A complex; plasma membrane
Molecular function (GO): ubiquitin-protein transferase activity; metal ion binding
Source: RefSeq, a predicted model, not a curated record
ACACAGCAGAAGAAGAGGAGAUUGCGGGAAAACUGAAGCAGAAGAGGUUGUUGUUGAGGUCUUCAAACUGUCAGAAAAGAAGCUGUUUAAAAUCACCAUGACGACUCCAAAAGCGGAAGAUGUCAGAAAGGGGAUCGCAGUCCUGUGGGAAACUCUUCAGUGUCCAAUUUGCCUGGAGCUAAUGACUGCACCCGUUUCUACUAAGUGUGAUCAUCAGUUUUGCAAAUUUUGUAUUACAAAACUUUUGGACAACUCCAAACCAAACAGAGCCACUUGCCCUGUUUGUAAAUCCAAGAUAACAAAGAGGAGCCUGCAGGAAAGCCCUGGGUUUCAGAGACUUGUUGCUGGAUUGCAAGACAUGAUCCAGGCAUAUGAACAUGACACCAGCACAAACUACUUUACUGGACUGCCACAGGAAAGGAUGAACGCUAAUAUCACAGAUAGAGAGACAAGUAAACAUGCUGCUAAUUUAUCAUCUGGAAACACGUUUGGAACUGAUCUGAACAAUUUGGAAACCACAGGCUGUGAUGAUCAUCCUCAGUCAUGCUCCUCAACUGCAGCAGCUCUGAACGGAUUCGCUCAGCUAAUGGGACUUGAAGACUCGGUUUCUGUAACGGCAGAAAACGAAGGCCUGGAUGGCCGCCUGUGUGACAUCCCGCCAGCUUCUGACAGGAAGACGUCCAACUCUGCAGAUCAUUUAGAGACAGAAAAUGUUGGGAAAAACGCCUCAUCGUCAAGAAGCAAACCAGAGAACUCUGAUUGUUUGAAACCUACUCAGGAGGAAACUGUUCAACAGCCUGUCAGGAAGUCCUCUAGGAAGAAACAAAAAAAGGAAGUAGAUCCCGAAAAGGUUGAUGAGCAGAAAAAGAAGAAGAGUUUAGAGAAAGUCGCCGAAUGGCUCCUGAAGGUUCCAGCCAAAGAAGAGCUGGAGCUGGAGAACCCCCCCACCCAUGAGGAUGACGAGGACAGCUGUUCGUCUGCAUCGACGCUGGAUUUGGUGCCGCAGAACGAUGAACUGAAUCCUAAGAAGGACGAUCGCGCCAAAGGCCUCGAAGAACAGGUUUUUGGUGCCGUCUACAAGCGUAGAGGGAACAAAGUUAUAGAGCCGCUAACGGCUAAAGAAAGAAAAAACAUUAAAAGAGUUUCAAAGAAAAGCAACCUACUCCACUGUGAAGAGAAACAGGUUGAAAAUGAAAUCAGCGGGGACUUUUAUAAACCAGAUGUAAAAGAAAAGCCUGAUGGAAGUGUUGAACAGUUAAAAAACUUGUCAGAAAGCGACAAAAAUCAACCAGAAGCAUCACCGCCAAAGAGAAGGACUCGUAAAAAUAUGCAACAGCUUCAAGUUGAACCAUCAGAGCAAACCGAUUUAAAAUCAGAAGGUAGAGAGGAGAAAGGCGGCAGUAGGAAAGCAAGAAAGUCUAAUUCAAAUAGAAAGAAACCAACUAAAGAGGCUGAAUCUGCUGUUUUAUUAGAAUUUCAGAACAGCGAAACCAGUCCUAAACCGAAUGAAAGAUCCGAGAAAGUCGUAGUUCAAAUCGAGACUUAUCCCAGCAGCGAGGAACAGAAGACUCCAGUCAUGAGCAGUGCCAGAAGAAGCAGAAGACUUCAGCUUUUUGCGGAGGAGGAUCAGGAAAAUCGCAGCGCUAAAAAGCUAACUGAAGAUACCAGUGAUGAAGCCAUGGAUGCAGUGCUGCCUAAAAGUGGAAACCUACCAAUGGAAGCGAAAAGAAACGGAUGCAUCUAUGAGGAGGAUAUCGGAGGGAUAGAAAGCGCAGAGAACAGUGGGAGAGCCUCUUUAAGACAAACUGAGGCAGAAGUUCCCGAAGCCCAAACUCCUCCUAAAGCGGCUGCUGACUGUCCUCCCUCUGUGGUUCCAAACUCUACAAGCCCAUCCCUUCCAUCUGUGGUAGGUCCGACGCUUGACAGCGAGAAGCAGGAGAUGAAUUACCAACAUGAUUCUCAGCAAGAAAUCAGUGUUAAUGAGGCUAAACGUAAAGUAGAAGAAUCCGAGGAUUGCAGGAAUGACAGUGAGCUGGACACAGAGCAGCUGCUCAGGACCUUUAAAGCUGCUAAAAGGAAAUCCUUCUGUCUCGGGGAACCAAACGUGAAGAGAAGCCGUGGUUUAGAUGAUGCAGCGACCAGUGAUGCAGGCUCUGAAUUAUCUGAAAAUGUCGGCGAGGUUUUAAAAGUUACUGGAAAGCUGGUUUGCAGUGAUGUGAUUCCUCCUUCCGACUUCCCCGACCAGAAAAAACCUGAUCAAUCCGUGCUGGAAGCUUCUGAUCCUAAUAGCAAGGGUUCAGUGCAGGAGGAUGAUGCUGAAUACUGUCCAAUCAGAAGUAGCUUCAGCAGUGGUCUCAGUCCUAACAAAGUAUCAAGGCGGGACAGAGACAGCCCUCAGUCUGUGGUCCCUCAGGUCAUAGAGUCUGGCCUCUGCUUCAUGGCUGUAGAGCGUGAUGCACCAAGGAGCUCACAGGUCGCCAGUAGUCUGAAGGAGAUCAGAGAUGGUGUUUCCAACUAUCCUUCAUUCCAAGACGCCUCUUUAACCCCGGACAUUUUAGAGAUCCAUAAAGCAGAUUUGAACGCCAGUGUUAGCGGAGAGGUCAGCACUCCAUCCUCUGUCAAGAUGAACCCGAAGAAGAAGAGGAGAACUCAGAAGCUCGAUUCUUCAUCUGAGUCAGGAAGCAGUGACUCAAAAGAGGAGUUUCCAGCUCUGGCUCACAUCUUUGGAGUGUCAAAUCGGCCCCAAACCGAGGCCAGAGAUCAGGAGGAAAUGGGUGAAACUAGCAGAGGUGAGGGUGUCUGUGGUGAAACCGAUGGAGCAGAACCACUGAGCCGUCCUCCUGGCAGCCCGAGUCCAGACCAGGUCCACUCUAGUCAGGCGUCUGUGGACCUGUUCGGCACACCAGCUGAAUGUGAUGCCCCUGAAAAUGAUGCAGGCAUUUCCAUUGAAUCCUCUGAAUUCUCAAGCGAAGUUCCUGUUACACAGCAAAAGAUAGAAAUGCAGAAGGAGCUGGUGAGGCUGGAGAAGCUGAUUGCGUUGGUCUCAGAGGUGCUUCAGGAGAAAGAAGGCAGCCCUGCCAGAGAAGGGCUGCCUUCAGAGAGCGAUCAGGGCGGUAAAGACAGGGGCCCAGAUGUCCCCAAACCCCUCCCGAAUGAUCAGGACCCAGUCCAGCCUUCAGACAGGGAGGAUUUUUUAGAUGCAGAAAAAAGACCAUCAGAUGAUAAAGUAGUGGCAAAGCAGGGCAGCGUUUCAGAGAGCGCUGUAAACGACUCAUCUUGUGCGGCAUUGCAAGUAAAAGGCACAAAGGUCCGGAGUUCGACUCCUGCAACCAAAACGGUUAUAAACCGUGAUUUACCGCCAGAUGGUCAAGAAGACAAAGAAAACAACAGUCCUCCGAAAGACCGACCUAAACCUAAACUUGUCCUGGUGACGUCUGGACUGGGCCCCAAUGAGCAGAUAAUGGUGAAAAAGUUUGCCAAGAGACUUGGCGGUCACGUCGUUCCACAGGUCACGCCAGAGGUCACCCACGUUAUAAUGCGCACAGAUGACCAGCUGGUAUGUGAGCGCACUCUGAAAUAUUUCCUUGGAAUCGCGGGCAGAAAGUGGGUGGUCAGCUUCCUCUGGAUUUCUGAAUGUUUCAAAGAGAAGAAGUUGUUGGAAGAGAGUUCAUUUGAAGUGAGAGGCGAUGUUGUGAAUGGACCCAACCACCAAGGGCCCUUGAGAGCUCGUACCACACAGGACAGUGAUCUUCUCUUGAAGGGCUACACAAUCUGCCUCAAGGGACCUUUUACAGACAUGUCCACAGAUGACAUGCAGUGGAUGGUUGAGUUGUGUGGAGCCACAGUUGUUAAAGAUCCACUUCUUCUUGAUGGCAAGCAGAAAUCCCACCAUAUCAUCAUCGUUCAGCCCAGGGCCAAUUCAUCAUCCUCCUUGUACAGCAGUCUGUCCAGGAAGGCCACAGUCGUGUCCCGUGGAUGGCUGCUGGAUACCGUAGCAACAUACACACUGCAGAAGUACAGCAGUUACACUGUGUGAGGAACAGAAGAUGCACCGUCUCUAAGCUAAUUGUACAUUUGUGUUUUUAAUCUCCAGUUUUGUAACUUAACACAUUAUCAACCUGUUUUGUGUAAAAUGUCUCCAGAAUAAGAUGUAUAUAAAGUCAUAUGAAAAGCA